UCUGUAGCUCAGACAAGGGACGGGUGUAAUGUAGCGUGUGACUUCACUGUGUGAGAGGUGACAGGGACAUCAGAGUCGUGCAGGUUGUCAGGGAAAGUGCUGAUUUGAGUCAUGUCCACAUACAAAACUGAUGGGAUGGAUAACAAUGUUCAGAGUGAAAAUAGUCUAUAUAGUGCGGUCCCAUAUGAGGAUGAAAGCAACGUCUGUAGGCCUACGGACCUAUCUGAGCUGCUGAAAGAGGGAACAAAGGAAUCGCACGAGAAGGCAGAAAACACCAAAUUUGUAAAGGAUUUCCUAAAAGGUCGUAUUAAGAAGGAGCUGUUUAAGCUGGCUACAGCAGCGCUCUACUUCACAUACUCUGCUUUGGAAGAGGAGCUAGACCGGAAUAAAGACAAUCCGUCCAUCGCGCCCUUGUAUUUCCCACAGGAACUGCACAGGAAGGAGGCUUUAGAAAGAGACCUUAGUUACUUUUACGGAGAUGACUGGAAAGAUUCUAUCCAGUGCUCAGAGGCCACCCAGUCAUACGUGGAGCGGAUCCAUCAUCUGGGUCAGCAUAAAUCAGAACUGCUGGUGGCCCACGCUUACACCAGGUACAUGGGCGACUUAUCUGGUGGUCAGAUACUAAAGAAAGUGGCCCAGAGAGCCCUGCAUCUGCCCAGCACUGGUGAAGGAAUCCAGUUUUAUGAGUUUAAUAAUGUCACCAAUAACCAAAACUUCAAACAGCUGUACCGAGCCCGUCUUAAUGCCCUGGAUUUGGACGCUGAGACCAAGGAAAGUGUUGUGGAAGAAGCAAACAGAGCUUUCCGCUUUAACAUGGAGGUAUUUGAUGAGCUGGAUAAAGUAGGAGCUAACCUCCCUGAUGAACAACAAGAUGGCGUCCACCCCUUGCAUGAUGGAAAAGGAGAUACCCGCAAGUGCCCAUAUUACGCUGCGCAGAAAAGUUCUGUAUCAGGAUGUCCAUAUCACACUGCCAUAGCCUUAGCAAGACGUCCUCAAAUACAGGCUAUCUUAGCCGCCUUUGCAACCGCCAUAGCUGCUGCAAUUACCUGGUACUUGAUGUGAGCAUAUUUGCUCUUAUUCAGGUCUACAAAAAAAGUAAAUUUUUUUUUUUCAUGGAGAUCCAGAAAACAGGAUACAAUUAAAACGUGAUCGUCCCACUCCCAGUGGUGUUUAUAAGCGCUUGUCCAGUAUACAUUCCUGGAACCAUAUGAAAAAGGAUAUACAAUUUUUCACGGAAAUCUCAUUAACAGAUUUUCAAGUUCAGACUUUCACCGAGAUUCUAAUGGUUACUUUAGUUCUUUAAUUUUGUUGCAAAGUGUAUAAGUAGGUAAAUGCUGUUUAUUCUGAAGGCCAUUCAUAUACUGUAUAUAGAAAUUUAGAAUCAUACUAUGUAUGUAUGGACGCAUACACUCAGUAUUAUGCAUAAAAGCCGUAUCUUACGGGUUAUUAAUAUGCGGUUUUGAAAUAGUUACAUUUAGAACAGUAUAUUGCAACCCUAGUUUCCAAAGAUGUGAUGACUUAAAGGGCCAGUAAACCUAAAAAAUGUUAUAUAAUUCUGCACAUAGUGCAUAAUUAUAUAACAUUAUAUUAGUGCAAGUUUUUUAUUAUAUAAUAUCUCCGGUGAUUUUUAUAAAAAUCAGAGGGUUUUCCAGACCCACCCUCUGUGCUCUACUGAGCGGGUCUGGUUUUUCCUCAGAGCAGAAUUAUAUAACAUUAUUUUUUAGGUUUACUGGCACUUUAAGCACAGGUGAGAUGGCUACAGAAACUGAUCUACUGAUCAGCCCAGACAGUGACAUCCUUAAAGGGAGAUUUAACUCAAAAUGUAAAGGGAUAUUGCACUGUAAAAUGCAUUCACAGUUAUCCAUUUUCAGUGCUGUAGUGUAUUACAUUGUUUGCAAAUAGCUCCUUUACUUUUUAUUUUGUCAUUUGAAAUAGCUGCUUUUGCCUGUUGAAACUGCCAACUAUACUGAAAGUUUAAAUACUGCAGUAUUGGCUAUAGAAAACUAUGUAAACAAGAGGCAAAGUCGGAAAUCAGCCUCCAAGUUGUUGGUGGGAGUGAUCCCAGCCCAAGGGUGUUCCUGCAGCCGCUUUGAAUUAAAUUAACAUUCUUUAAUUCCCAUUAAAAACAUAAAUAUGGGUAUUACAAAAAAAAUAACAAAAAUAAUAAACUUUGCAGAGUAAUUUAAUAAUUUAUUUUUCCUGUAAUUUAAAUUGUGCUUUUCCACUGCCCCAUAAAGAGGCUGGAGAGCUACAGUAAUUGCUUGAUUAGUGCAAGAGCUAAUUUAUAUAUGUCCCUAACUGGCUUCUGCAAAGGAUAAACAUACUAUGCUGUCCCUGGACUGCAACAUAAAAAAUAUUUUGCUAGUAAAAAUAAAAGGUAAAAUGCUUUCAAAACUCUUAUUUUGUAUGCAGAUUUUGAGAAUGCAGUGCUUAAUUGCUGAUAUUUACUUUUACGUGUAUAAAACUGGACUUUAAUGUCCCUUUAAAAAAAACAAACUGUGUGUUAGAGCUACUUGAGGACUGAAGUUGAACAAACCCUGAUUUAGAAUAUUACCAAAAUGAGCCCUGGAUGGGGUGCACUGCCAUAGUGACAGGGUGUUUGUAGGAGACAUCUAGCUCGCAUGAUGGGAUAUUUAGUGACCCUGUUGUUAGUUAUGUGGGAACAUUUAAAGAGCCUAUUUUUAGGAUUUAUAAAAGUGCGGUAUUACUAGUGAAAUUAACAUGUACAAUUUUAAACCAUUUUAAUAAUAUUUCCUUUUUUAAUUUAUGUUUUUGUGGGAGCUGUAUAGUAUUGACAGUUUCAGUUUCCUCUCAUAUUCUGGUAGCAUGACCACAUCCUUUUCUCAGCACUUUAUAAUGCGUUUCUUUGGCAUCUACAAAGGGUUAUGAGGGGUUCUGGGUUUAAUUAAUAUCCUUCAAAAACUCCUUCCAAUCGUUUAUGGAUUUUUUUAUGCAACUAAUUACAGCUUGAUCUUUUCUAAAUCCUCUGGACAUUAUAGAUAUAUUUCUAGGAGACUGAAACAUUUGCACUGCCAGUCUCUUGAACUAUUAAUAGUGUUUUAAGUUCUGUAAUCAUCUAUCUCUAAUGUUUAUUUAAAUUAAAAGGUCUAAUAAGGAACUAGCUAAUAAAUAAUAAUAUAACUUUAAUUAUUGAAAAAUGCAGCUUUUUAUGAUUGAGAAAUGCAGCUAAGUGUAUUAAGAGGAUUUAGCCAUAAAAUAAAAUAUGCAACAUGCCAGCUACACAGUAUACAUGUAUCUUUUAAAUAGGGCUUGAUCAUUUUCUGGAGCCAGCAAGCUUAGAAUUUUACCCUUGUAAAAUCAUAUAGGGGUGACAGCAGAUGAGCCUAAGAUGCCAGCAUGUGGAAAUGCCUGAUUAGGAAUGGUUAUCAAUAGGUCUAUUGGGACACAAGUUUUGGACAACUCUGUUGAAGGACAUUGCUCAAGUGCACCAUCAGUCUUGAGACAUACAGUUUGGACAACUUCUUUACAACCACAUGUCUCGGGCACACAGUCAGGCUUGGUACACACAUUUUGAAGAACUUUAUUGAAGGACAUUUCCCAGAUGCACCAUUAGACUUGGGACACACUAGACAACUCCAUAGAGAAACAUGCACCAGGUGCACCAUUAGACUUGGGACACACUGGACAACUCCAUACAAGGACGUGCACCAUUAGACUUAGGACUCAUUAGAUGGAUAUCCACCAGGUGCACCAUUAGACUUGGAGUACACUAGACAACUCCAUAGAGGGACAUUCACUAUUAGACUUGCAGCAUACUAGACAACUCCAUAGAAGGACAUACACCAUUAGUCUUUUGGCACUCUGGACAACUCCAUAGAAGGACAUGCACUAGAUGCACCAUUAGACUUGGGACACACUGGACAACUCCAUAGAGGGACAUGCAUCAUCUGCACCAUUAGCCUUGGGACACACUAGACAACCCCAUAAAGGGACUUGGACAAUUAGACUUGAGACACCCUAGGUAAAUGCAUAGAGAGACAUCCCCCAAAUUCACCAUUAGACUUGGGGCACACUAGACAACUCCAUAUAAGUACAUGCACCAGGUGCACCAUUAGACUUGGAGCAUACUAGACAACUCAAUAGAGGGACAUGCACCAUUAGACUUGUGGCACUCUGGACAACUCCAUAGAAGGACAUGUACUAGAUGCACCAUUAGACUUGGGACACACUGGGCAACUCCAUAGAGGGACAUGCGCCAGGUGCACUAUAGGCUUGGGACAAAUUAGACAACUCCAUAAAAGGAUGUGCACCAGAUGCACCAUUAGAUUUGGAACACACUGGAUAGUUCCAUAGAGGGACAUUAACCAUAUGCACCAUUAGACUUGAGACACACUAGACAACUCCAUAGAGGGACAUGCAUCAUAUGUACCAUUUGCCUUGGGACACACUAGAGAAUGCCAUAGAGGGACUUGCACCAUUAGACUUGAGACACGCUAGACAACAGCAUAAAGAGACAUGCCCCAAAUUCACCAUUAGACUUGGGACACACUAGACAACUCCAUAGAAGUACAUGCACUAGGUGCAUCAUUAGACUUGGGACACACUGGGCAACUCCAUAGAGGGACAUGCCCCAGAUGCACCAUUAGACUUGGGACACACUAGACAUCUCCAUAGAAGGACAUGCACCAGAUGCACCAUUAGACUUGGGACACACUGGAGAACUCCAUAAAGGUUUAUGUAGUGGAGAGGCGAGUGCCUCUCCACUACAUUGACCAUCCACUUAUACUAGACAUCACACCUAAACAACUCCAUAAAGGGACAUGCAACAUCAGACUUGGAACACACCGGACAACUCCAUAGAGGGACAUGGACCAUUAGACUUGGGACACACUGGACAACUCCAUAGAGGGAUAUGCACUAGAUGCACCAUUAGACUUGGGAAACACUAGGCGACUCCAUAGAAGGACAUGCACCAGGUGCACCAUAGGCUUGGGAAACACUAUUAUACAACUCAUUGAAAUGUGCCCCAAAUGUACAGUCUCCAUAGAAGUACAUGCACCAGGUGCACCAUUAGACUUGGAGCAAACUAGACAACUCCAUAGAGGGACAUGCACCAUUAGACUUGUGGCACUCUGGACAACUCCAUAGAAAGAUAUGCACUAGAUGCACCAUUAGACUUGGGACAUGCUAGGCAACUCCAUAGAGGGACAUGCACCAGGUGCACCAUAGACUUGAGAAACACUAGACAACUCCAUAAAAGGAUAUGCACCAGAUGAACAAUUAGACUUGGAACACACUGGAUAACUCCAUAGGGGGACAUGCAUCAUAUGCACCAUUAGACUUGGGACACACUAGACAACUCCAUAGAGGGACAUGCAUCAUAUGCACCAUUAGCCGUGUAGCACACUAGAGAACGCCAUAGAGGGACUUGCACCAUUAAACUUGAGACACGCAAGGCAACAGCAUAGGGAGACAUGCCACAAAUUCACCAUUAGACUUUAGACACAGUAGACAACUCCAUAGAAGUAUAUGCAACAGGUGCACCAUUAGACUUGGGACACACUGGAUAACUCCAUAGAGGGACAUGCAUCAUAUGCACCAUUAGACUUGGGACACACUGGAUAACUCCAUAGAGGGACAUGCAUCAUAUGCACCAUUAGACUUGGGACACACUGGACAACUCCAUAGAGGGACAUGCACCAUUAGACUUUGGACACACUGGACAACUCCAUAGAGGGACAUGCACCAUUAGACUUGGGGAACUCAGGAACACUCUAUAAAAGGACAUGUCUUAGAUGCACCAUUAUACAACUCCUUGAAAUGUUUUGUCCCAAAUGUACAAACACACUUGGUACACAAAUAAUUAAUGCCUACAUGAAAAGGCAUGCCCCAGGUGCGCCAACACAAGUUUAGUACAACAGCAGAACACAAGAUUUAACAGAGCUUAGCUUUCACAAAAAUGAGCUGUGUGAAUGGAAGGGAAUUACUUUUUAACAAUAUAUAAGGAGCAUAAUCUAACGAUACAGACACAAAGAUGGUGCCACAUAGCGUUUCAAUGGUGUAAUGAUUAUUUGUGAAUACUCACCAAAAAGAUUCCAUUAACCUAUACUGUGUAUCACAUUUCAUUUAAUAAAAUGACCAUGCUGUAAAUUAUACAGCAUAUAUAUUAAUAUAUAAAAAUAUAUUUGUGGAUGCUCUUUGGUAGAAGAUGUUUGGAGAUGCUGGAGGGGUUUAGAUAGACAGCUCAGAAGCCCCAUACUCUUCUGAUUCCAGCGACACAACAAAGAAGCAUAAACACAGAUAACUAGUUCAGCUUUAAAUUGAGUUUUGUAUGCCACUUUGGAGGCCAAAUCUCCAGAAGGAUAUAAACAAACCUAAAUCUGUUAGUAGAUUACUAAAUUAGUACAUGAUCUAGAACAUACAACUUACAAAGAAAGACUUGAUUACCAAAAUAUGUAUAACUUACAUGAGAGAAGGUAGAGAGGUGAUAUGAUGGAAACCAAACUGAAAGUAUUUUUCAUAAGAGCAGCACCAAGACAAGGGGUCAUGAUCUCAAGCUGAAGGCUAACAGGUACACGAGUAAUGUGCGAAAGCGCUUCUUCACAAAAAGGAUGGUUGAUUUAUAGGACUCCAUUUAUCAAACAGCUGUUGCUGCUUCGUAGGCCCAUCGUUUCAGGGUUGACUAAAGAAAAGUUAAGAAGACCGCUGCUCCUUACUUAAAGGGCCAUAAUACCCAAAUGUUGAAACACUUGAAAGUGAUGAAGCAUAGCUGUAAAAAGCGGACUAGAAAAUAUCACCUGAACAUCUCUAUGUAAAAAAUAAAGAUAUUUUACCUCAAAAGUUCCUCAGUAGCCACAUCCCAUUGUAAAAGACUUCUAAGCAGCAAAUCAGUAUGUCUGUCCCGGGACAGCGAAAGGAGCGAGUAUUCGUGCACAUAUUAUUUCCCUAUUCAGUUUAAGGAAGUUUACUAUGAAAUCUCAUGAGAGUUAAGUCAAAUCUCAUGAGAUCACAGUAAAAGAGUUCAUGACCUCAGCACUGCUGAUGCUGAUUGGCUGCUGUUCAUGUCUUAAUUUUUUUUUUUUUAACCUGCAGCUGAGUAUAACUUUUUACACAGAACUUAUUCUGCUGAGCUGAGGAGAUUGUGAGGUAAAAUAUCUUCCUUUUUUACAUAGAGAUGCUCAGGUGAUAUUUUCCUGUCAGCUUUUUACAGUUAUACUGCAUCAGUUUCAAGUGAUUUAGCGUAUGAGUAUUAUGUCCCUUUAACCUGACUGAUUACCAUAUGAUCAGGAUGAUUGACAGACCCUGCUAGUGCACGAUUGGCCGCAAGUGAGAGGGGGGCAGCAUUGCCCAAGGAAUAAACUUCCAUUAGAUGUAAAGACAAAAACUAUGAGGGGCUUUUAAAAAUCCCUGAGAUAAGCAUACGGUUAGUCCUAAUUUAGAUGACACAGGGAAUAUGGGCAGAGUUCCUAUCUGCCCUCAAAAUAUGUGUUUGUGUAUGGAGUUGCAAUCAACUGUUUACAUUGCUUUGUUGUGUUGCUGGAAUCUAAAGCACAAUUUGUGAAUCCAGUUGACAUUGUUAGAUUUGUGUUACAUGAAUAAAAAAUCAAAUGCAUCCCAGGGCUGGGCUAACUCUUUGUGGAUAACAGGGGUAUGGGUGAUCCACUGGUAUUAUUUGAUAAUUGCCCAAUCACAAAUAGAAAUGAAAUGACUACAUAUCACAAUAAACUAUCCAUGUCUGAAAAUAUGAAACACAUUUAAAAAGGUUAUUUGACUUUAGUUUUAAAAAGACAUUGUACUGUUACAUGUUCUACUGUUUAAAGUGUUCCCAGUGAUUCAUUUUACUUGCUGGAGUAUAUUAAAUGGUUUACAAACCGCUCAUUUAACUUUAUUUUAACAUUUGUAUAUGUAAUUUUGCCUGUUGAAACUGUUCCAUUUUAUACUGAAAGUAUGAAUACUGCAAUAUAUUCAAAUAUAUUCUAUCCUCUAUAGAAAAUAUAUGAAAACAAGAGGCAGCAGUAGAAAUUACCCUCUCAAUGGAGAGUGGGAGAGAGGGUGUUCAUGCAGCCACUUGGAAUAAAACUCUAAGGCGUAUAUUUAUGAAGUAGCGGAUGCUGCUUAUUCCGCACAAGCCUUCUGGCUCGCCGGAAAUGUAAUUUAAGAAGCAGCGGUCCUAAGACCGCUGUUCCUUAACUCGUCCGCCACCUCUGAGGUGGCGAGCAACAAUCAUCAUGAUCAGAUACGAUCGGGAUGAUUGACACCCCCUGCUAGCGGACGAUUGGCCACUAAUGUGCAGGGGGCUGCAUUGCACAGGCAUUUCACUAGAAAUGCUUUUGCAAUGUUAAACGUUGACAGCGGCAUUUAGCGAUGUUGGGCAUAACAUGAUCUGCUACAGCGGAUCAUGUUCUCCUGACGGUUAAUAAAUCAACCCCUAACAAGCUACUUGCCGUAGUAAAUUGUCCCUUUAAUAUUCUUUUUUUUUCAUGCAGAAAAUAUUUCUUUCAAGUAUAACUGCAACGCUUUCAUAUGUGUGAUAGAAAAUAUCUAAAGGGACACUGAACCCAAAUUUUUUCUUUUGUGAUUCAGAUAGAGCAUGCAAUUUUAAGCAACUUUAUAAUUUACUACUAUUAGCAAAUGUUCUUCAUUCUCUUGGUAUCUUUAUUUGAAAAUCAAGAAUGUAAGUUUAAAUGCCGGCCCAUUUUGGUGAACAACCUGGUGGAUAAAUUCAAGGUUCUGGACUUUCUUUUUCAAAUGAAGAUAGCAAGAGAACGAAGAAAAAAUAAUAGGAGUAAAUUAGAAAGUUGCUUAAAAUUGCAUGCUCUAUCUGAAUCACAAAAGAAAAAAAAUGGGUUCAGUGUCCCUUUAAGUAAAUGUCUCUUUAAACUUAAACUCUAAUUGCCCAUAAAAGAUUUAACUAUCUAUGCAAAUUAAAAUAGCUUUUUCAAUCUACUUCUAUAAUUUAUUUUGCCUCCUUUUUCUGUCAUUUAAAUCUGAAAAUUGUAGAGGCUGGAGUUCAAUCCACUGAAUUCAGAACCCUGACACUCAUACAUGCUUCACAGUGAUUGGCUGAUAUGUGUAGGAACUCAUUUAUACCUGUAUACAAUUGCCACAGCAUAUGAGAGAAGAUAACACUUAAGGGGUAUGCCCUCAACUGGAAAAGAAUGCUAAUUCUUCUAACAAAAUGACACUUUUAAGCACUUUAACAAAUGUAUUUUGUAUGAAGAUCUCUACCAAGGCAGUGACUAAUUUCUGAUGUAUAAAUGAAAAAUGACUUUAAUGUCCCUUUAAUAUGUUUACUUUGACAUUUUAAGUUUAAAGAAUAAAGACAUUGUUAAGUGAUAUAGUUUGUUUUAUUCUUAAAUUGGUCAGACUAUAAGGGAUAUGUAGAUAUGGGGUAAUUCAAUUACAGGUUAAACCCUUCUGUUGCAUAAAACAAUAUAAAGGUUAGUUGUUAAUAUUCAGUAACAUUAUAUGGUUGCUUAGUGUAUAAAUAAAAUGGUUAUGUCUGA
Bombina bombina (fire-bellied toad) is the source of this 9467-nucleotide messenger RNA. It is a transcript of the gene HMOX2, whose product is annotated as heme oxygenase 2. Gene Ontology annotation, biological process: heme oxidation; response to oxidative stress; heme catabolic process. Gene Ontology annotation, molecular function: heme oxygenase (decyclizing) activity; heme binding. The transcript has 6 exons. Lineage: Eukaryota; Metazoa; Chordata; Amphibia; Anura; Bombinatoridae. The coding region runs from base 112 to 1062 and encodes 316 amino acids. The record is from RefSeq and is a predicted model, not a curated record.